Messenger RNA from Hyaena hyaena (striped hyena), 3281 nucleotides. It is a transcript of the gene NLRP2, whose product is annotated as NLR family pyrin domain containing 2. Lineage: Eukaryota; Metazoa; Chordata; Mammalia; Carnivora; Hyaenidae. Gene Ontology annotation, biological process: regulation of inflammatory response. Gene Ontology annotation, cellular component: cytoplasm. The record is from RefSeq and is a predicted model, not a curated record. Gene Ontology annotation, molecular function: protein binding. The transcript has 10 exons. The coding region runs from base 1 to 3075 and encodes 1024 amino acids.
AUGGUACCUUCUGCACAGCCGGGUUUCAACCUGGAGUCCCUUCUGGAACAGCUCAGCCAGGAAGAGUUGAGGGAGUUCAAGCGUCUGCUGAGGGCCCUUUCCCUGCAAGAUGAAUUACAGCACAUCCCUCUGACAGAGGUAGAGGAAGCCGAUGGGAAGAAGCUGGCAGACAUUCUCAACAACCGCUGCCCCAGCCAUUGGGUAGAGACAGUGACCAUUCAGGUCUUUGACAAGAUGAACCGAACAGAUCUGUCUGAGAAAGCAAAGGAUGAGCUCAGGGAGUUCCAGCUAGCCAGGAGCGUGGAGCUAUGUCCUUCCUAUCCCCUCCCUCCUAUCGCUGAAGGUAAACAAGAUAAGCACAAAAGCAUGUCAGAAGAGGAGGCCUGGCGGAGCUGGAAGAACUUUUGGCCUGGAGCCGGUGAAAACCUCCAAACCAUCACCCAGAGAUACGAGACACUGGUCCCAACCUGUAAUCCUAAAGCGCCUGCAGGGCCCUUUGCACAGACGGUGGUGCUGCACGGCCCCGCGGGCGUCGGGAAGACCACGAUGGCCAAGAAGUGCAUGCUGGACUGGGCGCAGCGCAGCCCGGCACAGGCCUGCCCCGCCGCCUUCUAUCUCAGCUGCAAGGCGGUGGGCCGCAAGGGGCCCUGCACGCCGGCAGAGCUGCUGUCCGAGAGCGCCCCCGACCUGCAUGACGCCCUUCCGGGGGCCCUCGCCGAGGCGCAGAACGUCCUGCUGGUCAUCGACGCCUUCGAGGAGCUGCGCGCGCCCGCGGCGGUGCUGGCGCACGACCCGGGCGGCGACUGGGGCAGGCCGAGGCCGGCGCCCGCCGUCCUGGGGGCCUUGCUGAAGAGGAAGCUGCUCCCCACGGCCACGCUGCUGGUCACCACGCGGCCCGAGGCCCUGAGGGAGCUGCGGCUGGUGCUGGAGCAGCCGCUCCUGGUGGAGGUGGAGGGGCUCUCGGCGCCGGACCGGAGGGCGUAUUUCCGGCGGCACCUGGGCGGGGAGGCGCAGGCGCGGCGCGCGCUCCGGCUGCUGCGCGGCCACGCGGCGCUGUGCGGCCCGGGCGCGGCGCCCGCCGUGUGCGGCGUGCUGUGCGCCUGUCUGAAGCUGCCGGGGGCCGCGGGCGCCGACCCCGGCCGCGCCUGCCGCACCGCCACGUCGCUGCUGCUGCGCUUCCUCUGCAGCCGGUUCGCGCCCGCGCCGGGCGGCACCCCGCGCCCCCGCGCCCCGCUGCGCGCGCUGUGCCUCCUGGCGGCCGAGGGCGUGUGGGCGCAGACCUCGGCGUUCGACCCCCGGGACCUGCGCGGGCUGGGCGUGGGCGAGGCCGCGCUGCGCCCCUUCCUGGAGCGCGGCCUCCUGCAGGAGGGUGGGGACUGGCCGCGCUGCUACCGCUUCCUGCACCCGAGCCUGCAGCACUUCCUGGCGGCCGCGCUCUACGUCCUGGGCGGCGGCGCGGGGGAGCCCGGGUGGGACGCUCGCGGGGUGCAGAGGCUGCUCUCCGACGAGGAGGCACUCGGGAACCCCCACCUGGCCCGCGUGGGGCGCUUCCUAUUCGGCCUCGCCAACGAGGACCGGGUCCGGGAGCUGGGGGCCACCUUCGGCUGCCCGGUGUCCACGGAGGUCAAGCGCGAGCUGCUGCGAUGCACGGCGAGGUCCCGCCAGAGCGGCGCCUUCUCGUCGGCGGCGCACGCCCGGGAGGCCCUGGGCCGUCUCUACGAAUCGCAGGAGGAGCCGCUGGUGAAGGAGGCCAUGGCGCCGGUCACCGAAGUGUCGCUGCACCUGAAAGACGCCCCGGACCUCGAGCACGCGUCCUUCUGCCUCAAGCACUGCGAAAACCUGCGGACACUGCGUCUGCGCGUGGAAAAGGGCGUGUUCCUGGACGUCGACAGUGCGUCCGAGGCCGAGGCCCAGGCUGCCGGGUCCCAGAAUGAUGAACACAUGCUCCCUUUCUGGAUGGACUUUUGUUCUGUGUUCGACUCCAACAAGAAUCUGGUAUUUCUAGACAUCAAUCAGACCUUCCUGAGUAACUCAUCAGUGAGGAUUCUAUGUGAGAAAAUUGCCUCUGCUAACCAUAAUCUUCAGAAAGUGGUCCUCAAAGAUGUGUCCCCGGCGGAUGCUUAUCGGGAUUUCUGCGUUGUCUUUCGUGGUCAUGAAACACUAACCCAUCUGACCCUUCAAGGAAAUGACCAGGAUGAUAUGCUUCCCAUAUUGUGUGAGACCUUGAGACACCCCAGAUGUAAUCUGCAAUGCCUCAGGUUGGUAUCUUGUUCUGCCACUGCUCAGCAAUGGGCCCAUCUCUCCUCCUCCCUCGAGAUCAACCAGUCCCUCACAUGCCUGAACCUCACAGCAAAUGAGCUUACAGAUGAGAGUGCCAAGUUGUUGUGCAAGACUCUGAGACACCCCAAGUGCUUACUGCAGAGGCUGUCGUUGGAAAACUGUCACCUUACAGAGGCCUGUUGCAAGGAGCUCUCUUCUGCUUUGAUCGUCAACCAGAGGCUGACACACCUGUGCUUGGCAAAGAACGCUCUCGGAAAUGGUGGGGUAAAACUUCUGUGUGAGGGCUUGAGUUACCCCGACUGUCAACUACAGACGCUGGUGCUUUGGUACUGCAGCAUAACCAGCAAUGGCUGCCAUCAUCUGUCAACCCUUCUCCAGCAAAAUUCAAGCCUUACACACUUGGAUCUGGGGCUGAAUCACAUAGGAAUUACUGGACUGAAGUUUCUGUGUGAGGCUUUGAAGAAGCCAACGUGUAACCUCAAAUGUCUAUGGUUGUGGGGAUGUGCCAUCACCCCCUUCAGCUGUGAGAUUCUCGCGUCUGCCCUCAGCAGCAACCAGAGCCUGAUCACUCUGGACCUGGGCCAGAAUUCUUUGGGGUAUAGUGGAGUAAAGAUGCUCUGCGAUACCUUGAAACUUCAGCGUUUCUCCCACCGGACACUCAGGUUGAGGAUAGAUGAAUCUGAUCCUCGAAUCCAGAAACUGCUGAAAGAAAUACAAGAAAGUGACUCACAACUGACCAUUGAGAGUGAUAAGCAAGAUCCAAACAACAGACCUUCUUCAUAUGACAUUUUCUGAAUCCCCUGGAGUUAUUCAUUCUCCAGUAAAGUCUGAGAUUGUCAAGGUGACAGGGGAACUUCCUCUGAACCCUCUCAGUGAUGUUAGGUACUGGGCCAGAUGUUCUUUUAGCCUCAGGAGUGACUUUGGCUUCCAUAAAACACACACAAGUGACUUAGCUCUGUUAUGGGCGGAAUGUCUGUAUCUCGAGUCUAUCAAGAAAAAUA